Eptesicus fuscus (big brown bat) is the source of this 891-nucleotide messenger RNA. RefSeq names its product testis expressed 12 (gene TEX12). The coding region runs from base 57 to 428 and encodes 123 amino acids. The record is from RefSeq and is a predicted model, not a curated record. Lineage: Eukaryota; Metazoa; Chordata; Mammalia; Chiroptera; Vespertilionidae. Gene Ontology annotation, cellular component: central element. The transcript is spliced from 5 exons. Gene Ontology annotation, biological process: synaptonemal complex assembly.
GUCCGGCAGCUGCUGGCGGGAGAGCAGCUGGCGAGGAGAGCUCUUGCCUCCAGAUUAUGAUGGCAAAUCACCUUGUAAAACCUGAUAUGAGAAAUUGCAAGAGACCAAGAGAGUUGGAGCCUCAAAUGCCAGAUAGUCCACAACUGUCCUCUCCUGGAAAAUCAGAUGCCUCUUUCUCUGAAAGCUCUGGACUAUUUUAUAAAGAUGAAGCCCUGGAGAAAGAUUUGAAUGAUAUGAGCAAGGAAAUUAAUCUAAUGUUGUCUACAUAUGCAAAGAUUUUAAGUGAGAGAGCAGCAGUAGAUGCUUCUUACAUCGACGAGAUAGAAGGACUCUUCAAAGAAGCCAAUACUAUUGAAAACUUUCUAGUACAAAAAAGAGAGCUCCUGAGACAGAGAUUUACAGUUAUUGCAAAUACACUACACAGUUAAAAGUCGUGUACUUAAAAUAAGCUGAGAAUUUAAACCCAUUAUUGUUGUAAGGAAAGAAUGACAUUUAUGCUCUGAAAGCUCUCUCGUUGUUAAAGAAAAUGUGUACCUUAAACAUAAAAGAGGAAACACCUUGAAUUUUUUUUCUAGACUUAAAGGGGGCUUUAAACUGGAUAUUAAUACCUUUUCUUUUGAGGGUCAACUCUUUGGUGUAGUUUAUAAAAGUGUAAAUUAUUUAAAUGAUUAUUGAUUCUUUUUUUUAAACCCCUAGUCUUCAACUUCUAAAAGAGGAUUCAGUGAGUUAAUUUGAUAAUGUUUAACAAUAUUGUACUUUUUUGGGGAAUAUUUUAUUUAAAUAGAAGAUAGCAUUGGAGAUAGUUUUAAAAUGUUUUUCAUGGUUAGUUUUAUAAAAAAAUUAAAACCUAAAGGUGAUUUGUCCAGCUUCUCAAUAUUUAGAAAACUCUAU